AUGCCCUCCCCUAGUCAGCACGGCGUUGUACGUGACUUGCAACAGCAGCCAGUUAUGAUCCCAACGCCUAUGGUGCCACCGCAGCUGCCUCCUCAUUUCAGUUCCACUUCACUCCCGUUGCCGUACCCUGGAGACCGGCAUGGUGUGAAAAGGCGGCGAGCGGAUGAUGGGCGAAGCGGAGGGAGUGAUGAGACGGCUUCUGGGAUCGGACUUUCCAUGCUUCCAGAAUCAUCUCAUGCUGACGAGCAACACUCCUCCGAAAUGCUUUUACCUACUCCGGGAGAUCAUUCAUCUCACCACCCGCAUGCUCUACAACAUGAUUAUCACCAGACAUCCCCGAUUCAUCAACAACAUCACCAUCACCGACUACCGUCCCAGGCUACCCUAGCGGCAGUUCAGGGUAGUGAUGGUGAACUCACAUCCCCCGGUGGAGGCACCGGGUCACAAAGCGUCGUUGGCCAGCCGGGCAUGCCGGACCCUGCGCCUCGCCCCAGGGGCCCAAAAUUGAAAUUCACACCGGAAGACGACAGUUUACUCGUGGAGCUGAAGGAAAAUCGGAACCUGACCUGGAAGCAGAUUGCAGAGUUCUUCCCAGGUCGGACCAGCGGGACCCUGCAAGUACGAUAUUGUACCAAACUGCGGGCAAAAGCAACAGUUUGGACAGACGAAGCAGUAUGUCCUUUUGCCCUGACCCGUGCAUUCCUGAUCCCCGUUCUUCCCCUGACCUUUUCUGAACCUUUCCCCCUUUUUUCGAAACUUAAAUCCACUGGGCACUAA
Trichophyton benhamiae CBS 112371 is the source of this 777-nucleotide messenger RNA. RefSeq lists its product as uncharacterized. The coding region runs from base 1 to 777 and encodes 258 amino acids. The record is from RefSeq and is a predicted model, not a curated record. Lineage: Eukaryota; Fungi; Ascomycota; Eurotiomycetes; Onygenales; Arthrodermataceae. The transcript has a single exon.